CCCAGUGUCUGUUUUCCGGACUGACCGACCAGAUGACGCACAGACGUCCUCUCAUUAAAGGCCAUUGCGCUCGACCCCUGUCCUUCCCACAGCUACGUGGAUCUACACACGAAUAAAUACGUUUCAAACACUUUCCUUAAAACGCCGUGAAAAACAUGGAGGCUAUUCUGACAACUUACGGAGCGUUUCACUAAACACAAGUUCCUCUGGAUGGUUUCAGCACUCACCCAGUGGGCGAGUGCUAGUGCAGGUGUAAGUGCACGGGGAACAGCUGGGGGUGUACUUCCAGACUGGGUCUGGCUCACGCUGCUGAGCAGAGAAGCAGGAACAGCGGUCUAUUCAUCCAGUGGCUCGGAGGCGUGAUGUCAGUGCCUGGUGGCCGCUGGUCCCCGCACUCUGCAGGAACGCUGAAGCCGAUUAUCCUCAGGCAGCAGAGCCCGGCCUCCAUGUGUGAGCAGCAACAUAAGCUGAUCAGAGGUGCUGUGUCGCUGACUGGACUCUACCUGGUGUACGGAUAUGGUGCCUACCUCCUCUGCAGCCUGAUCAGUUUUGUCUAUCCAGCAUAUUACUCAAUCAAAGCCAUUGAAAGUCCUGGCAAAGAAGAUGACACAAAAUGGCUGACGUACUGGGUGGUGUACAGUGUCUUCAGUCUGGGCGAGUUCUUCUCUGAUAUUUUCCUCUACUGGUUUCCUUUUUACUACGCUUUUAAGUGUCUCUUUCUGUUGUGGUGCAUGGCCCCGAUGUCAUGGAACGGCUCCCAGAUUAUCUACAACAAAGUGGUUCGGCCCGUCUUCCUCCGCCAUGAAGCCACGGUAGACAACAUGGUCAGUGACCUGAGUGGGAAGGCCAUGAGCGCUGCCGAGAACCUGACCAGAGAAGUCUUGUCCACUCUGGUGAAGAACAGAGCUCUGGUGACUCCGAUGCCACCCGUCGCUCAG
This is a messenger RNA of Monopterus albus (swamp eel), 938 nucleotides long. It is a transcript of the gene reep6, whose product is annotated as receptor accessory protein 6. The record is from RefSeq and is a predicted model, not a curated record. NCBI's taxonomy places the organism in Eukaryota, Metazoa, Chordata, Actinopteri, Synbranchiformes, Synbranchidae. The transcript is spliced from 5 exons. The annotation marks the transcript as partial.